Messenger RNA from Musca vetustissima, 24645 nucleotides. It is a transcript of the gene bent, whose product is annotated as twitchin. Gene Ontology annotation, biological process: protein phosphorylation. The transcript is spliced from 32 exons. Gene Ontology annotation, molecular function: protein binding; protein kinase activity; ATP binding. Lineage: Eukaryota; Metazoa; Arthropoda; Insecta; Diptera; Muscidae. The record is from RefSeq and is a predicted model, not a curated record. The coding region runs from base 8 to 24643 and encodes 8211 amino acids.
GAUCGGUAUGGGAGUCGCAGAAGAUUUUGCCCCAUGUUUUAUUAAAAAACCACAACUGAGACAAGAGGACGAUGGAAAUCGCCUGAUUUUUGAAUGCCAGUUGCAAUCAUCACCUGCGCCGAAUAUAGAGUGGUACAGAAGUGAUACCCUCGUAGUGGAAAAUGACAGAACAAAAUUAAAAAUAAUUCCAAUAGAAGGGAACAAAUAUACAGUAUUAUUGGAAAUUGAUGAUGUAUUAGAUACUGAUGCUGGUCUUUAUAAAGUGAGGGCCAAAAACACUUCCGGAGAAGUGUCCGCUUCUAUAAAUCUAAAUUUUUCUCAAGGGAAUAUUUCCUUCUCGCAUGUAUUGGGACAAAUCGAUGGAUUCGCACCCACUUUUGCGAAGAAACCCUCAAUCAGACAGGAAGAUGAGGGGAAACGACUUCUAUUCGAGUGUACUGUUAACUCAGAUCCGCAGCCAGUAAUUACAUGGUUCCACAAUGACAAAGUUGUAAAGGAAUCACCACGACAUAAGCUUAGCGUAAAAAGAGAUGGCCAUUCCUACUUCGCCACUCUUGAACUAAAAAAUGUAACGGUAGAAGAUGCAGGCAAAUAUAAAGUUAAUGGUAAAAAUGAUCUUGGCGAAAGUAAUGCUACCAUUAGCUUAAAUUUUGACAGCGACGAAGCUCCAGUACCCGAUGAUGGUAUAAAACCCACAUUCACCGAAAGACCGUUAAUACGACAGACUGAAGAUGGAAAUGUUGUGUUUCAGUGUAGAUGCGUUGGGGAUCCCAAGCCAACAGUUACGUGGUAUCACGGCAAGGAACAAAUAAUGAAUGGUGGACGAUAUAAAAUAUCUCUGGUAUUGGAUCAACAAUUGUACCACAUGGCAAAUAUGGAAAUAACGAAUGUCGUCCCAAGCGAUCAAGGUGAAUAUCAUGUAACAGCGAAAAAUAUUCACGGAGAGGGAACCACUACGCUAAAUUUAAAUUUUGAAGGAUCUUCAAAGAAAAUAUCGGACGCAAAAUCACCAAGAUUUCCAAAAAAGCCGACAAUACGACAGGAAAAAGAUGUUUUAAUUAUGGAGUGUAUAUUAGAAGCCUAUCCAACACCAGAAAUUUCAUGGUUCCGUGGGGAUAAGCGAAUUGAAAAUUCUGCACGGGUUAAAAUGGAAUGUAAAAGCUGUGGAAAAGAUUUGUUUGUUUUAACCAUGGAAAUACAGAAUCCAACAACGGAAGAUGGUGGCAAUUAUCGUUGCAACGCUCUGAAUGAGCACGGCGAGAGUAAUGCUAAUAUUGCAUUGAAUUUUCAAGGCACAAAUGACGCAAACGGGUUUGCUCCUUCAUUUAUUGAGAAACCAAGAAUUAUUCCAAAUGAUUCCGGAACGCUCAUAACGAUGAAGUGCCGUUGCAAAGCCAAACCAGAACCUACAGUUACAUGGUACAGAGGCAAAGAUGUGGUGAACAAGUCAAAGAAAAUAGCAAUAAAAACAUCGCCUAUUGGUGAAGACUCUUAUGAGCUUACAUUGGAAAUUAAGGAUCCAGGGGCUGCAGACGGUGGUACAUACCGCUGUAACGUGAAAAACGAAUUUGGUGAAUCAAAUGCUAACCUCAAUUUAAAUAUUGAAGCAGAAGCUGAACCAGAUGGCGAAGGUCCAACUUUUGUAGAAAAGCCGCGAAUUAUUUCCGAAAAUAGUGGUAAACUAAUAAUAAUGGAAUGCAAGGUUAAAGCUGAUCCGAAACCAAAAAUUAUUUGGUACCGAAAUAACGAAGUUAUUAACGAAAAUAACAGAAUUAAAAUGUCAGUAGAGCAACGCGGAGACCAUUACUAUAUAAAACUUGAAAUGAUAGAUCCGCAAUUGGAAGAUUCUGGGCUUUACAAAUGUAAUAUUAAAAAUACCUUGGGCGAACUUAACGCAAACUUAACGUUAAAUAUUGAAAUCAUUCCCGUUAUUAAAGACAAACCUAAAAUUAUUAAGAUUAUAAAGAAACGAACCGUUGUAAUUGAAUGUACAGUUGCUUCGAAGUACGAACCUAAGUGCACAUGGUUUAAAGAAUCAAAUGUGGUGAGUGAAAGUAGCCGUCACGUUUACAAGGUUCAAAAAUCUAAAGAAGGAGAAUUUGCGGUACAAUUGGAAAUAAACGACGUGGACGAAACGGAUAAGGGAUCUUAUAAAUUGGUUGCAAGCAACGAAAAAGGAGAAGCCGUUUCGCAAAUAGUUCAAUUAACAGAUAUACCUGAGGCGGAACGCAAGCCCAAGAAACCAGAAAUCGAUAGAAAGCUAAAAGAUCAAAAAGUUGUUGAAAACAAAUCCUUCGACUUGACAAUAAAAUUAAAAGAGGCUGAUCGCAAUUGCAAAAUUGAGUGGUACAAGGGAAGCGUUUUAAUUCGAGAGACCAAGGAAAUAACUACAACGUUUGAUGGAACGACUGCCCGCCUAACAUUUAGUGCAGCACGAGUGGAGCACACAGCUUCAUACAGAGUAAUCGUUAGCAAUGAAAUUGGUAAGGACGAAAGCACGUGCAAGAUAGUGGUAGAAAAGAAGCAAGAUAAAUCUCAAAACGAAGAACUAGCUGAUGUUAAAAGAAAGGAGGAGGAAUUGACACAAAAUAAAGAAGAAAAGAUUGACGAUGAAAUUACAAAGGGUGCUGAUGCCGAAAAUAAAGACAAAAUAACAAAUAAAAAGACAAACGAAAACGAAAAAAAUAAAAUUGAGAAAAAAUCCGAAAACAUUCCUGAUAAGAAAGAGUUAUUCGAAAAAAUUGGUUUCAAAAAAACUGAACAAAAAACACUACAGCGAAAGAUUAUUGAUGAGCCUAAGCCUGCUGAAGAGUUUCCGAAAUUAAAGAAAACUCCUCAAGUGAAAGAAGAGCCUAAACAAGAACAAACUAAAGCUAAGACAAAGACUAAGCCUAAACCCAAAUCAAAGUAUGAAGAACUUCCAGAAAUUCCUGAUUAUGAACGUCCUCAGCUUGAAAAGUUUGAAAAACCAGAAUUUGAGGCGUCAGACUUUAGUCGGGAAACCAAUAUUCCUAGUAAGAUGGAGAAGCCAAUAUUGGAAUCUGCAAAGAAAACAAAAGAAAUAGCUGAUGCCCCAAAAUUGUCUAAGGAACAAAAACUAGAAGUAAAUACGGUGGAUUCCCAUAAGGGAUUCACUGCCGGUAAGGGUAAAUUAGAAGACGAUACAACACAGAAAGAUUCAGCUACCUUAAAACCCGUUAUUGUUGUUCCGGAGAAAUUGAAUCAAGAAACCGACACAAAUAAAGUCAAUGAGCCGGAGCCGCAGAAAGUAAAUAAAGUCCAACCACCAGCACCUGGAGAACCACCUAAAAUAGAAGUAAUUCGUGAAAAGAGGCCGUCGUUAGUACCAGAACCUGCAAGUAGAAGAGGAUCGUUGGUGCCACCAGAUACAGGUCGAAGACCUUCCCUGAUCAUUGAUGAGAAAAAACUUCGCCCGGGAGAAGUUAUGGAUACUAAGAGACGUCGCCCAUCUAUAGACGUUCGUCGUCCGAGCGUACAGGAUCUGGAAGAUCUAAUUAACAAACCAUCAACACCUUUGCAUGCAACUGGAGAUGGAGGCCCACCGCAAAUUGUGGAUGUACAAGAAUCGUAUUCUGUGGUGGAGGACUCGACAGCAUACAUGACAGUGGGUAUUGAAGGAAAUCCUGCUCCAACAUUUAAAUUUUACAAAGGUGUUAGUGAAAUUCUGGAGGGCGGCCGUUUCAAAUUUUUGACUGACGGGCAAACCAACACAAUUACACUUUGCAUGCGAAAAUGUAAGCCUAACGAUGAAGGGAAGUAUAAGGUUGUUGUAUCAAAUAUACAUGGAGAAGAUACAGCUGAAAUGCAAUUGUAUGUUUCGGAUUCAAGUGGCAUGGACUUCCGCGCUAUGCUAAAGAAACGUCGUUAUCAAAAAUGGGAUAAAGAACAAGAAGAUCCAAAUUGGGGAGAUCUUAAAGAGACAGAGAAACCUAUUCCCGCACUAAAAAAAGUUGAAAGGAAGCAAGAAUCGUUCCUGAGUCCAUUAAUUGACCAGUUCGCUAAGGAGGGUAAAGACAAAAAAGUCGUCUUUGAAGCCCGUUUUUCAAAGCCAAAUUGCAAACCAAAGUGGCUGUUUCGUAAAGAUGAAUGUUUCCCUGGAAGCAAGUUUAAAUUUAAAAACGAGAACGAUACGUACCAGCUCAUUAUAUCCAAUCCGAAAGUUGAAGAUACCGGCAAGUACACAAUUGAAAUUGGUGGUGUUUCGAGCACAGCAUUUCUUAACGUUGAAGAAGCUGAUCCAUCUUACACAUUUACUAAGCCCUUGAAGAAGAAAUUGGAAGGAUAUACCCAACAUGAAACUACUCUGGAAUGCUCCGUUAGCAGUAGCAUGGCUAAUGUCACCUGGUUAAAGGAUGGCAAGAAGAUUGAAUCGGACGACGCCAGAUAUCUUAUUUCCAAAGAUAUAAAUGGCAAUCUUAAACUUAUUAUCAAAGAGUGUGUCCUGGAAGAUAGUGGCGUAUACACAUGUCAGUUAGAUAAACAACCUGAUAAGACUGAAUGCAAAUUAAAAGUUGUGGAGUAUCCCUAUAAAUUUGUUAAAGUAUUAAAGUCACAGAAAUGCGUGGAAAAGGAUACUGUUACAUUGGCGUGUGAAAUAGACGAUGCCACAGGCGAAGUGCAAUGGUGGCGCAACGACGAAGAAAUUAAACCCGAUAAGCGUAUUCAAAUUAUAAAGGAUGGACGUAAACGUAAGCUUAUUAUCAAAGACGCCAAAGUGUCCGACUCUGGAAUGUUUAAAUGUACAACUAAUGCUGACAAGACUGAAGCAGAACUUAUAAUAAAUUAUCAAAAUCGGUUUAACAAGCAGCUUAAGAAUACAGACGCAGUAGAACGCGAAAAACUUAUUCUAGACGUUGAAUUACAAGACCAAACAGCACCUUGUGAAUGGAAAUUUAAUGGUGAACCUAUUGAGCCUAGCGAUAGGAUUGAAAUAAAAAAUCUCGGUGGUGGUAAACAUCAAUUAGUUUUUAAUAGCUUAGAAUUAACUGAUGCUGGAGACAUUUCUUGUGAAUCCGGCCAGCUUAUAUCAUCAUGUAAGCUCACAGUUCGUAAAGGCGAAAGUAAACCUAAUAUAGAUUGUCCGAAUGAAUUCUGUGGUCCAAUAUCUAGCCCUGUGAUAGUUGAGGUGCCAUACAAAGUUUCCGGCACAAAGCAAACUCCAGUUGAAGCCAAACUCAUAAAGGAUGGUAAAAUUUUGCCAAUAAAGGAUGUUGAAGUAGCAAUAACGGACGACAAAGUUACAUUCAAAAUUAAAAAACCUUCUCGCAAUAUGUCAGGUCUAUACCAAAUUAAACUUUCUAACGGUCAAGGUGAUGAUGUAAAAGACGUGAAUAUAAUUUGCCAAGACGUACCGGAUAGUCCGAACAAUAUUGACGUAACUGAUGUUUAUCAGACUUCGUGUAAAAUCAACUUCAGCCCCCCGAAUGAUGAUGGUGGAUCACCCAUUACAAAAUAUGUUAUUGAGAGACAAGAUCUAAGUAAGAAACAGGCAUGGGAGACAGUAUCAGAGGUGUUACCCACGGAACCACUUACAAAAGAUAUUAUAGAUCUUAUACCAAAAAAACAGUACAGGUUCCGUAUUCGUGCUAUUAACGCAAUUGGAUCCUCCGAGCCCGCAACAUUCAAAAACACAAUUUUAGCAAAGGAUCCAUGGGACGAACCAGGAAAGCCAAGGAAUGUAGAUUUAACUGACUGGGAUAAAGAUCAUGCAGAUCUCAAAUGGGAUGUACCCGAAACUGACGGCGGUGACAAAAUUACGUCCUAUGUCAUUGAGUAUAAAGAGAAAUUUUCCAAUGAUUGGGUCACCGGCAAAGAAGUUUCAGGCGAGGAACGUACUGGUACCGUAGACGGUCUUAAGGAAGGACAACAAUAUGAAUUCAGAGUUCGUGCUGUUAAUAGGGCAGGACCUGGUGAACCUAGCGAUAAAACUAAAUCCAUCAUUGCAAAAUGUCGAUUUGUCAAACCGUUUAUUGUGGGAGACGACCUAAAAAAUAUUACAGUUAAAAAGGGACAAACUGUACGCUAUGAAAUAAAGUACGAUGGUGAACCUGAACCUGAAGUUUCAUGGUAUAAAGGAACACAAAGAUUGGUAUUUGACAAUCAACGUAUAUGUUCCCACCAAAUGGAAAGAAACACUUCAAUAACAAUCAAAAAAGCCUUACGAACUGAUACUGGGGUUUAUAAACUAGUUCUCACAAAUAGUUCAGGAACUUUCGAAACACAAGCUCAGGUCACCGUUUUGGACCGGCCACUUUCUCCGCGGGGGCCAUUGGAACCAAAGGAAGUACGUGCCGAUCAUAUUACAGUUACGUGGAAACCUCCAGAAGAUGAUGGCGGUUGCGAAAUUACUGGCUAUGCAAUGGAAAGAAUGGAUGAAGAAACUGGCCGUUGGAUUCCUGCAGGUGAAGCCGGUCCCAAUGAUACUUCAUUUAACUUCAAGGGCCUUACACCAGGGAAAAAAUACAAAUUCCGAGUCAAAGCAAUCAACAAGGAAGGAGAAUCCGAUCCUCUGGAGUGUACGGAGCCUAUCUUAGCGAAAAAUCCAUACGAUCCUCCUAGUGCACCUGGAAAACCUGUUAUAGAUGAUUAUGACAAUAAGAGUGUGCUUCUGAAAUGGAAAAUUCCACCAUCUGACGGAGGUCGCCCUAUAUUGCAUUACGUUAUAGAACAAAAAGACAAGUUUUCUCCCACUUGGGUUGAAGUUGCCAAGACCGAUGAUGCGAUACCCCAAUGUACAGUCGAAAAUCUUAAAGAGAAAAUGGUAUAUAACUUCCGUGUAAAGGCAGUUAAUAAAGCCGGUCCAUCAGAACCUUCGGAACCAACUGAUAACCAUCUUUGCAAACACAAAAACUUGAAACCCCAAAUAGACCGGUCAACGUUUAAGCGUGUAACUAUAAAAAGCGGGCGUACCCACAAAUGGUCUGUGGAUGUUUCGGGUGAACCAGCUCCAGUUCUAAAUUGGAGCUGGCGGGAUAAUGUUCCGUUGACAUCCGGAGAUCGAAUUAAGAUAGAGCUUUCAGAUUAUCACACAGAUUUCACCAUAACAAAAGCUAUGCGAAAAGAUAGUGGCAAGUAUACAUUAAAAGCUGAAAAUCGUGUGGGAACAGACACAGAGACCGUAGAACUCAUUGUUUUGGGAAAGCCCAGUAGCCCUAGGGGUCCCCUUGCCGUUAGCGAUGUUACCGCUACAGGCUGCAAUUUACAGUGGAAAAAGCCAGAAGAUGAUGGUGGUGUUCCUAUAAAAGAAUAUGUUAUAGAGAAAAUGGACACCGCUACUGGUAAGUGGGUUCGCGUUGGCCGCUCUCCAGGAGAAAAGGAACCACCAAGUUUUGCAGUGUCAGGAUUAAAUCCUGGAUCCGAAUAUAUGUUCCGAGUAUCGGCAGUGAAUGAAGAAGGAGAGUCUGAACCACUAACAACCCUAGUUGGUGUCGUCGCUAAAGACCCAUAUACUGAACCCAAUAAACCUGGGGCUCCUGAAGUUACUGAUUACGAUAAUGAGAGCGUAUCUCUAAAAUGGUCAACCCCAUCAAAUGAUGGUGGUGCCCCUGUCGAAAAGUAUAUCAUUGAAAAGAAGCCUAAGAAUCAGAAGACUUGGGAAAAGGCUCUCGAAGUAUCUGGCGAUCAAUUGGAGGCCAAAGUCAAAGAUUUGCAAGAAUAUGAAGAGUAUCAAUUUCGUGUUAUUGCCGUUAAUAAAGCCGGACCUUCGCAGCCCUCUGAUGCCAGUGCCCCACAAAUAGUUAAAUACAAAAAACUAAAACCACGUAUUGAUCGCACCAACCUAAAACCACUGCUUAUUCGUUCUGGUAAACCUAUUAAGUACGACAUAAAUGUACGUGGUGAACCCGCUCCAACAAUAAUAUGGUAUCAAAAUGACAAAGAACUUAAAUCUGAGGAAUUGCCCUCUAACUGUGAAAUUCAGAACAUACCAUACAAUACAAAACUAUCCAUAACAGAUUCAGUUCGACAACACUCUGGAAUAUACAAAAUACGUGCAAUUAACGAACAUGGCGAGGAUGAAGCUACGGUUGAAGUAAAUGUUUUAGGAGCUCCGGGGAAACCUAAAGGUCCUUUGAAAGUUGAUAACAUAACAAAAGAUGGUUGUAAAUUAAAAUGGAAAAAACCUGAAGACGAUGGCGGGAAACCGAUAACUGCAUACCAAGUUGAAAAAUUCGACAAAAAACAAGGGCGGUGGAUACCUGUUGGACGUAUUCCUGGAUCAGAGACUGAAAUGGACGUAAAAGGGUUGCAGGAGGGUCACGAAUAUCAGUUCCGUGUUAAAGCUAUAAAUGACGAAGGAGAGUCUGAACCACUUGAAACUGAUACUAGUAUUAUAGCUAAAAAUCCAUUUGAUGUUGCUGAUAAACCCGGUAAACCUAAAAUAGAAGAUUACGACUCGCACUUCAUAAAACUUUCAUGGGAAGCUCCAAAACAUGAUGGCGGAGCUCCGAUAACUGGUUAUGUAAUCGAAAAGAAAGAUAAAUUUUCUCCCCAUUGGGAUGAAGUUCUGUCUACUGACUCGCCUUCCACAGAAGCAAAAGUUGACGGACUCGUUGAGGGUAACGUUUACCAGUUUCGAGUUAGAGCCAUUAAUAAGGCAGGUGUUAGUGAGCCUAGUGUGGCGUCUGAACCACAAGUGGCAAAACCGAGAAAUUUGAAACCACUUAUAAAUAGAGAAAAAAUGAAGCCAAUAAAGGUACGGGCAGGACAAACAGUUAAAUUCGACGUUGACGUAAAAGGUGAACCAUCUCCUACGCUGGUUUGGACUUUUAAGGAUGCAGAAGUUAUACCAAUUGAGGGAAUUCGUAUUGAAACUGAGGAAUAUAAUACAAAAAUAACAUUCUUCGAUGUUACCAGAAAAGAAAGUGGCACAUAUAAACUGACCGCUGAAAACAUAAAUGGACGUGAUGAGGCGGAAGUUGAUGUCAUUGUACUUGACAAACCAUCAAAGCCAGAAGGUCCCCUAGAAGUUAGUGAUAUUUAUAAGGACAGCUGCAAGUUAAAAUGGAAAAAACCGAAAGAUGAUGGUGGUGUUCCCAUUUCUGGUUAUGUCAUAGAAAAGUUAGACACUGCGUCUGGUAAAUGGGAACCAGCAGGCACAGUAGAUCCUGAAAAAACAGAAUAUGACGUCAAAGGCCUUGAACAAAAUCAUAGGUAUCAGUUCCGUGUUCGAGCAGUUAAUGAGGAAGGAGAAUCGGAUCCUUUAGAGACGGACUCAGCAAUUACUGCAAAGAAUCCGUUUGACGUUUCGGCACCACCUGGCCUGCCAGAAUUGGAAGAUUGGGAUGAACACCAUGUUAAAUUAAAGUGGGAACCACCAAUUCGAGAUGGUGGUGCUCCCAUAACCAGCUAUACAAUUGAAGUCAUGGACAAGGAUUCUGGCGAGUUUGUAAAAGCUUUGGAGACUGAUGGUCCUAUUUGCAAGGGCACAGUUAAAAAACUACAAGAGGGUCAACAAUAUAAAUUCCGUAUUAGGGCUAAUAAUAAGGCUGGUGCUUCUGAGCCAUCAGAACAAACCAAUUGGCAUACAGCAAAACCUCGAUUCCUUAAACCUUAUAUUGAUCGUUCCAAACUCACACCAUUAACCGUAAAAGCUGGAUUAUCCAUAGACUUGGAUAUCAAUGUAAAGGGUGAACCUGCGCCAAAAGUUGAAUGGUUCUUUAAAGAUCGUCCUUUAGAUAAUGAAGAAAUUAAAAUUGAAAAUGUUGACUACAAUACAAAAUUAUUUGUAAUGCGUGCAAAACGUCCUAUGUCGGGCAUAUAUACAAUAAAAGCAAGUAAUGAGGUAGGCGAAGACAUUGCUGAGCUUGAUGUAAUGGUUUUAGGAAAGCCUGGUAAGCCUAAAGGGCCAUUGAAGGUUGACAACAUUACUAAACAUGGUUGCAAACUCAAGUGGGAACCACCAGAAGAUAAUGGCGGUGCUCCUAUCGAUUAUUAUGAAAUUGAAAAACUAGAUCCUCAUACCGGUCAAUGGUUACCAUGUGGAAAAAGUUCCGAACCAAAUGCAAAAGUUACUGGUUUACAGGAAGGAAAGUCAUAUAAAUUCCGUGUUAGAGCAGUCAACAAAGAAGGAGAAUCUGAAGAUUUAGAAACAGAGAAGCCUAUUAUAGCGAAGAACCCUUAUGAUGAAGCUGAAAAGCCUGGUAGACCGGAGCCCACUAACUGGGAUAAAGACUUUGUUGAAUUACAAUGGGAUCCACCAAAGAGUGACGGUGGAGCUCCAAUUGAAAAGUACAUUAUACAAAUGCGCGAUAAGUCCGGUAGGUCGUGGGUCGACGCUGCUAUCACUCCAGGUAAUUGUACCAAUGGAACAGUGACCAAUGUUGAAGAAGGCCACGAAUAUGAAUUCAGAAUAGUGGCAGUAAACAAAGCUGGCCCAAGCGAACCAAGUGAUGUAUCCAAGUCAGUCGUGGCUAAACCUAGACAUCUUAAACCGCGCAUUGAUCGAAAAAAUUUGCAGAAAAAAACCUUGAGAAGUGGCCAACUAUUACACAUUGAGUCUAUAGUGAAUGGCGAACCACCGGCAGUAGUAACGUGGACAUUCAACGGUGAAGUGCUGAAAACAAGUGAUAGAAUUAAAAUUGAAAACGAAGACUACAAAACAACAUUUAUUAUACCAAAAGUAAAGCGGUCUGAUAAAGGCAUUUAUACGGUCACUGCCAAAAAUGAUUCCGGAACUGAUAUUGUUGAACUUGAGUUAGAAGUUUUAUGUAAGCCAAAAGCACCAAAAGGACCACUUGUGGUUUCUGACGUAUCUUCAGAUAAAGUUACUUUAAAAUGGGAGAAGCCAGAAGAUGACGGUGGUCAACCAAUAGAAAAUUACGUUGUCGAGCGUAUGGAUACUGAGACAGGUCGAUGGGUUCCCGUUUUAACUACGAAAAAUCCAGAAGCGGAAGUUACUGGCCUUACUGAGGGAAAAGAAUAUAUGUUUAGAGUGAAGGCAGUAAAUUCAGAAGGUGAAUCAGAGCCAUUGACCACGGAUGUCCCUACACUGGCUAAAAAUCCAUUUGAUACAGCAGACCCUCCAGGAAAACCUCAAAUUGUGGAUUGGUCUGAAAAACAUGUUGACCUCAAAUGGAAGGUUCCAGAUGAUGAUGGUGGAGCUCCAAUCACAGGUUAUAUUAUUGAAAAGAAAGAUAAUAAUACUGGUAAAUGGCAAAAAGCAUUGGAGACUAAAACUCCAGAAACUACUGCGCGAGUAAAUGAUUUGAUUGAAGGAAAUAAAUACCAAUUCCGUGUCAGGGCUGUUAACGAUGCUGGUGAAAGUAAGCCGUCAGAGGCCUCGGAAACUUUAUUAGCAAAAUGCCGAUUCGCCCCACCUAAAAUUGAUCGGACAAAUAUUAAGGAUAUUACUACUAAAUUUGGCACACACGUACGAUUAGAUAUUAAAGUAUCUGGCGAACCACCCGCUGUUAAAACUUGGUUCCAUAACAAAGCUCGCAUUGAAGGCGAUGAAGUUACAAUUGACUUAGAACCAUAUAAAACGAAGUUUACCAUACCUUUCGCAAAACGUUCACAUACAGGAAAGUACACAAUCAAAACAGAGAACGAAUCUGGACGCGAUGAAGCUUCAUUUGAAGUCAAUAUACUUGAUCGACCAGGUCAACCUGAAGGCCCUCUACGCAUUACUGAUGUUCACAAAGAGGGAUGCAAACUGAAAUGGAAUCCACCACUCGACUCUGGUGGGCUUCCAAUCGAUUAUUACAUUGUUGAAAAAAUGGAUGUUGAAAGUGGUAGAUGGUUACCUGCUACACGAGUAAAGGAUCCACACGCAGAAAUAAACAAUUUAGUAGAGGGACAAGAAUACAAAUUCCGUGUGGUAGCCGUAAAUACGGAGGGUGAAUCAGAACCAUUAAACGGAGAUCAUUCGAUCAUUGCUAAAAAUCCGUUUGACGUCCCCGGUAAACCUAGUGCACCAGAACCAGUGGAUUGGGACAAAGAUCAUGUGGAUAUUGUUUGGAAACCUCCAAUUACGGAUGGUGGAUCUCCUAUUACUGCAUACUCCAUUGAGAAGAAGGAAGAUGGAUCGGAUAAAUGGAUAAAAGUAUUGGAAGUGUCUGCCCCACUUCAAGGUGAAGAUUGCAAGGCAACAAUUUCGUAUUUAGAUGAAAACUGCAAAUAUGAAUUUAGAGUUAGAGCCAUAAAUGCUGCAGGUAGUGGGGAACCUUCCAAUGCCAGUAAAUCAGUCAUAACGAAACCAUCAAAACUUGCCCCCAAAAUUGAUAGACGCAAUAUUCAUACAUAUAACGUCAAAGCAGGAGAAUCAAUUUUAUUGGAUAUAAUUGUUGAAGGUGAACCUGCACCUGAUGUUUACUGGACUCAUAAUGGAAAAUCUAUUCAACAAUCAUCCUCGAGAAAAGUGGAAAAUGUUCCUUAUAAGACGAAAUACAAUAAUUCCAAUCUUGAACGCAAGGAUACAGGAGUAUACAAAAUCGUAGCUUCAAAUUUGUAUGGACAUGACGAAGUCGAAUUCCAAAUCAACGUUAUCACAAAACCAUCUAAACCAGAGGGCCCACUUGAAGUUUCAGAUAUUCAUAAGGAGGGAUGCAAACUUAAAUGGAAAAAACCUAAGGAUGAUGGAGGAGAACCUAUAGAUGAAUAUAUUAUUGAAAAAUUCGACCCAACAGAAGGAGUUUGGAUCCAAUGUGGCAAGUCAUCCGUACCUGAAUUUAAUGUUGAAGGCUUGCGGCCGGGUUGUGAAUACAAAUUCCGCGUAAAGGCUGUUAAUAAAGAAGGAGAAUCGGAACCACUUGAAACGCUCAGCUCUAUUAUAGCUAAGGAUCCAUUUACUACUCCAUCUGUCCCAGGAGCUCCUGAACCGACGGACUGGUCCUCGAACAAAGUCGAACUCACUUGGGCUGAGCCAAUAACUGAUGGAGGUUCGCCCAUUAUCGGUUAUAUUAUAGAAAAGAAGGAUAAAUAUAGUCCCAUAUGGGAAAAGGCUCUUGAAACAGAUUGUUCUAAUCCUAUAGCGACGAUCAACGGUUUAGUGGAAGGAAAUGAGUAUCAAUUCCGUGUUAUAGCAGUAAACAAAGCUGGUUAUUCAGAUCCAUCUGAAGCUAGCAAACCAUUUGUUGCAAAGCCACGUUUCUUGGAACCAAAAAUCGAUCGCCGUUAUCUUAGAGAUGUAACGAUAUCCGCUGGUUCGUCCCUAAAAUUGGAAGCUAAUAUUACUGGCGAGCCAGCUCCAAAGGUUGAAUGGAGAUUUUCGAACUGUCCUUUGCAAAACAGCAAGACUGUAACUAUUGAAUCACCUGAUUACUUUACAAAAUUAAUAGUACGACCUGCACAACGCGAAGACUCAGGAGAAUACGUUGUCACAGCUACUAACAGUUCUGGAAAGGAUACUGUUAAGAUAAAUGUUAUAGUAACAGAUAAACCGUCUGCACCUUCUGGGCCCUUAAAUAUUACAGAUAUCCACAAAGAAGGUUGCCAUCUAAAAUGGAAACGUCCCAAGGAUGAUGGAGGAAUACCAAUUGAAUACUACCAAAUUGAGAAAAUGGAUGUAGAAACUGGAUGUUGGGUUCCUUGUUGCCGGUCAAUUGAACCUCAGGUCGAUGUUGUUGGGCUCAAACCUGGUGGCGAAUAUAAAUUUAGAGUAUCGGCCAUAAAUGGCGAAGGUGAAUCAGAAUUCUUAGUUGGAGAUGAAUCUAUUAUCGCAAAGAAUUUGUUUGAUGAACCUGAUAAACCUCAAAACGUUCGUGCAGUAGACUGGGAUAAAGAUCACAUCGAUUUGGCAUGGAUGCCUCCCAGUCAUGACGGUGGAUCACCCAUAACUGGUUAUAUUGUUGAAAUGAGAGAUAAGUAUGGCCAUUGGGAGAAGGCUUUAGAAGUACAACCCGAUACUUUAAAAGCUUCUGUUACUAAUGUAAUUGAAGGACAAGUUUAUGAAUUCAGAGUUAUUGCUGUUAAUGCCGCAGGGUUAAGUGAACCAUCGGAAGCAACAAAUCCUGUUACGGCCAAAGCUCGCAACAAAGCACCACUUAUUGAUCGCUCUAAUCUAUGCGAAAUUCGAAUAAAAGCAGGCCAAUCAUUUACAUACGAUUGCAAAGUAUCUGGAGAACCCGCGCCAAAAACUAAAUGGCUUCACAAAAAAAGAGAACUUUAUUCAAAAGAUAAUAUUAAAGUAAAACAUGUUGAUUAUUAUACUAAAUUAAAAGUUACAAACGCUACACGGUCAGAUUCUGGUGUAUAUACAGUACAUGCUGAAAACGAAAAUGGCGUGGACUCCGCAGAUGUCAAGGUAAUUGUUAUAGAUAAACCUUCUCCGCCUACCGGCCCCCUCAAAGUCAACGACAUUCAUGCUAAUGGGUGUUCUUUGGCUUGGAAUCCACCUGAAGAUGAUGGAGGUCAACCAAUUAUUAACUAUGUCAUUGAGAAAUUUGAUGAAUUAAUUGGAAGGUGGGUACCUGCAGGAGAAACUGAUGAUAAUACCACAACUUUCGAAGUCAAGGGCCUUACUCCAGAUCAUAAAUACAAAUUCCGCGUAAGAGCAAAGAAUCGACAGGGAGUUUCUGACCCACUGACAUCUACACAACCUAUAGUUGCGAAAAACCCGUAUGAUACUCCUACCAAACCAGGAGUGCCUGUUAUAAAAGAUUUUGACAAGGACUACGUAGAGUUAGAAUGGACACGACCGGAAUGCAAUGGCGGUACACCUAUUACCGGUUAUAUUAUUGAAAAACGUGGAAAGUACGGUUCAGAAUGGGAACCAUGUGCACAGAUCGAAGGUGACAAUACCAAUGGUCGCGUUGAAGAUUUAAUUGAGGGAAAUACAUACGAAUUCCGUGUACGUGCUAUAAACAAGGCUGGUACCGGUGAACCUAGCGAUGCUUCGGCUUCACACGUAGCCAGACCAAGAAAUCUGCCGCCUGUAAUAGACAAAAACUAUAUGUUAGAUAUAAAGAUUCGUGCUGGUAACAGCUUUGAAUUUGAUGUACCUGUGAGUGGCGAGCCCGAACCAACAAAAGAAUGGUCUCAAGACAACAACUUUAUUAUAAAUACAGACCGUUUGAAAAUUACAAAUGAUAUUCAUAGAACUAAAUUACGAGUUAUUGAUGCAAAACGUGCUGAUUCCGGAGAAUAUACUCUUAUUGCUCGUAAUAUAAAUGGUGUGGAUAGAGCUACCGUAAAAGUUAUUGUCUUAGAUGUUCCUUCAAUGCCUGAGGGCCCACUUCGAAUCGACGAUAUUACCAAAAAUUCUUUGAAUUUGCAUUGGCGCCCACCAAGAGAUGAUGGCGGCUCUGAAAUUACGCAUUAUAUUGUAGAAAAAAUGGAUACAGAUGCUAUGCGAUGGGUUCCAGUAGCAGAGUGCAACGAAUGUCACAUAAGAGCAGAUAAUUUGAUUGAAGGUCAUGACUAUAAUUUCCGUGUUCGUGCAGUGAAUAAACAAGGAAUAUCACAACCAUUGCUUUCAUCUCAAGGUGUAACAGUUAAAGAUCCAUUUUCUCGACCAGAUAAACCCGGCCAACCACAGGCUGUUGAUUGGGGCAAAGAUUUUGUGGAGCUUGAAUGGCCAGUUCCAAAACGGGAUGGUGGUUCUCCAAUUAUUGGUUAUGUUAUUGAAAAAAGACAGAAGUUUGGUCAAUGGGAAAAUGCACUGGACGAUAUUACUCCUUCAAAUAAAGUACGUGUACCCAAUUUAAAUGAAGGUUCUGAAUACGAGUUCCGUGUUAUUGCCGUAAAUAAAGGAGGAAAAAGCGAUCCCUCUGACCCCACAGUGCCUAUUAUAUGUCAGCCCCGUUUUGUACCACCAUGUUUCGACAAGUCACUGUUAUCAGAUAUUACUGUACAUGCUGGAAAACACUUCGGUUGGAACUUGCCCAUUGUGGCUUCACCUGCACCUACAAUUACAUGGUUGUUUAAUGGAAAGGUUAUUGAACCUACCGAUCGCAUUGACAACCAAUAUUUCCACAAUGAAAUAUCUUUCGAAAUUUCAAAUGCAUUACGAAGUGAUGAGGGUAGGUACACGCUUUUAUUGAAAAAUGAACAUGGAUCAUUCGACGCAUCAGCACAUGUGAAGGUUUUGGAUCGACCUGGAGUACCUGUAGGUCCUUUGGAGAUUACUAGGGUUACCCGCGAAGGCUGUCAUCUUACAUGGAAUAUUCCACUAGAUGAUGGUGGUUCCCCUAUUCUUCAUUAUAAGGUAGAAAAAAUGGAUAUGUCGCGUGGAACAUGGUCGGACGUUGGCAUAACCAGUCACCCUGUAUAUGAUGUUACAAACUUAGUACAUCGCAAGGAAUAUCUUUUCCGGGUUAAAGCUGUCAAUGGAAUUGGCGAAUCGGAUGGUUUGGAAGCAGAUAAAAGCAUUAUUGCUAAAAAUGAGUUCGAUGAACCUGAUUCACCCGGAAAGCCUGUAAUAACCGACUGGGACCGUGAUCACGUUGAUUUAGAGUGGGCUGUUCCGAAAUCUGAUGGUGGAUCUCCUAUUACAGAAUAUAUUGUACAGAAGAAAGAAAAGGGUACACAACAGUGGGUAAACGCAGUACAUGUACCCCCUAAUCAAACUACAGCAACUGUACCUGAUUUAACUGAAUACGCAGAAUAUGAAUUCAGAAUUAUAGCUGUUAAUAAAGCUGGACAGUCAGAGCCUUCUGAGAGCUCAGAUAUGAUACAAGCCAGAUGUAGAUAUUUGGCACCUAAAAUUAUUACGCCUAUGCGUGAUCUUCGAACCAAAGCUGGUCUUAUACUUCAUGCUGACAUAUCAUACAUAGGAGAACCAAUUCCAGAAGUUUUAUGGACUCGUAAUAACAUAAACAUGGUAAAUACUGAGCGGAUAAGUGUUAAUACUGUUGGGUACCAUACCAUCAUACAUAUUGUGAAUUGUCAAAGAAGCGACUCCGGGCGGUAUCACUUGAUGUUGCGUAAUGACUCUGGCAUAGACGAAGGUGAUUUCGACGUUGUUGUUCUGGAUUGUCCAGGCCCGCCAAUAGGACCCCUACAAUUUGAAGAAAUUACAUCAAACUCUGUCACAAUUUCGUGGAAACCUCCAAACGAUAAUGGCGGCUCAGAAAUAUUGUCUUACAUUAUAGAAAAGCGCGAUUUGACGCAUGGUGGAGGCUGGGUUCCAGCUGUUACAUAUGUCAAUGCAAAAUAUAAUCAUGCAUUAGUUCCUCGCUUAGUUGAAGGUACUCAAUAUGAAUUUAGAGUAAUGGCUGAAAAUGCGCAAGGACGAUCUAGCCCAUUGACAUCCGAUCCAAUUAUUGCUAAAAAUCAAUAUACUGUCCCUGGAGCACCCAGCAAACCACAAAUUACCGAUAGUGAUCGAAGCUUCAUUUCCUUUAAAUGGUCUGCCCCCAUUAGCAAUGGAGGAUCUCAAAUUAUUGGAUAUGACAUUGAACGGCGUGACAUUCCAACCGGACGUUGGAUUAAAAUAAAUAGUGUUCCCGUACCAGCAACCAAUUACACUGAUGACCAUGUCAAAGAAGAUCAUCAAUACCAAUAUCGAGUGUCUGCUGUAAAUGCUGCUGGUAAUGGAAAACCAUCAGACUCUUCAGAUGUACUAUCCGCAAAACCUAUGCGGGAAAAACCACGUCUGAAUUUAGAUGCAAUUUUGGGACGUAAAAUAAAGCUACGCGCAAAGGAAACUCUUAAUCUCAAUAUACCUAUUUCCGGUGCUCCUACCCCAUUGGUAGAUUGGAAACGAGGUGAUUUUAAAAUUCCACAAAAUGUUCGAACUUCUUGUAACACAGAUAAUGAGAAUACAAUUUUGCGGAUAGAAGAUAUUCUUAGGGAAGACGCUGGUACGUAUACUGUUACUGCCUCAAAUGAGUUCGGCAAAGAUUCGGCUGAUAUAGAAAUUAUAGUCGUCGACAAACCUACUCCACCUGUUGGACCAUUGACAUAUAUUGAACAAGGAAAUGAUCAUAUUUCUAUGUCAUGGAAUCCUCCCAAGGAUGAUGGUGGUAGCGAAAUUGUGGGAUAUAUUAUUGAAGUGGCUGAAUAUGGAACAGAUCUCUGGCGUCCGGUAUCCGGCUAUUGUCCUCGAACAAAUCAUACUGUAAAGGGUCUUACCGAAGGAAAAAAAUAUAUAUUCCGAGUAAAAGCUGAAAAUAUAUAUGGCGUUUCUGAACCUCUUGAAGGUGCGCCUAUUGUGGCAAAAUCACCAUUUGAUCCACCAGGUCCUCCAAGUCAACCAAAAGUUGUUUCUUACUCUCCGAAUUCUGCAAGUUUGGAGUGGCAUCCCCCUGAAUACGCAGGUGGAAAACCUAUUACAGGAUACAUAGUAGAACGCAGAGAAAGAGGUGGUGAAUGGAUUAAGUGUACGCACUAUCCCACUCCAAAUACAAGUUUUACGGUACCCCAUUUGCAUGAAGGUGGUCGUUACGAAUUCCGAGUAAAAGCAGUUAACGAUGCUGGUCCAGGAGCUCCUUCAAAACCUUCGGAAAGUAUCACUGCUGAAAUACAAAGAAGUGUUCCGGAUGCUCCAGAUGCUCCUAAUACGGACCGAAUUACAAGAAACAGCGUAACUGUUUCAUGGCGCCCUCCAAGACAUGAUGGUAAAUCUAAACUUAAAGGAUAUUUCUUGGAAAUGAAAUCUAAGAGUUCGAGUUCUUGGGAGCCUGUCAAUGAACUUCCAUUGCAUAAUACGGUACAUACAAUUAAUAAAUUAAAAGAAGGCGAAGAAUAUAUGUUUAGAGUUAUAGCUAUUAACGAAAUUGGAAGAUCCAAUCCAUCGAAACCUUCACAACCUGUAAUUGUCGAAGAGCAACCAAAUAAACCCUGCAUGGACUUAGGAUCAGUUCGAGAUAUUGAAUGUCGGGCUGGUGAAGAUUUUUGCAUUCAUGUCCCAUAUAUAGCGUUCCCAAAACCUACAGCUCAGUGGCAUGUCAAUGAUAUCAUGCUUCAAGAUGAUGGAAAACAUUGUUUCCAAAAUUUAACCGACGAAGCCGCUUCAUUUAUUGUUAAAAAUGCAAGUCGUAAUGAUACUGGACAAUACAGAUUACAAUUAAGAAAUCCUUCAGGAUUUGACGCAUGUACUGUCAAUGUAAGGGUAUUGGAUCGCCCACGCCCUCCAACAAACUUACGUGCAGAGGAAUUUGCCGGUGAUGCAUUAACUCUAUACUGGCAACCACCAAAAGAUGACGGCGGUUCUCAAAUCACAAACUAUAUUAUUGAAAAGAAGGAAAAAUCGUCCUCAAACUGGUCGAAAGUCAGUAGCUAUUGCACUGUACCUUUUAUACGUGUUCGAAACCUAUGUGCCGGUAAAGAUUACGAUUUCCGAGUAGUAGCUGAAAACAAGUAUGGAAAAUCGGACGCAGCAGUUACAUCAGAGCCGAUACGAGCUAAAUAUCCAUUCGACGUUCCCAGCGCUCCCGGUAUCCCAACAUUUGUCGACUCAACGGAAGAUAGCAUCACUGUAUCAUGGCAAAAACCAAAAAGUGAUGGUGGAUCUCCUAUUACUGGAUAUGUUAUUGAAAAACGUCUCAUAAGUGAAGACAAGUGGAUAAAAGCAUUACAUACACUUUGUCCAGAUACAUGCGUUAAAAUUCCUAAUCUAAUAGAAAAUGCAGAAUAUGAAUUUAGAGUGGCUGCCGUAAAUAUGGCAGGCCAAUCGCCAUAUAGCACAGCCAGCGAUCCAAUAUUCUGCAGGCGACCUCAGCAUUCUCCGAAAAUAACUUCGGACUUAUCAAUUCGUGAUAUUAAUGUAAUAGCUGGUGAAGAUUUCCGCAUAACCGUGCCAUACACCGCUAGCCCCAUUCCAAAACCGUCAUGGGUAAUAAAUGGACAAGAUGUUAUUCAAGAUGAUCGUAUCACAUUUACAACUAAUGAAUACAGCACCGUGUAUUAUAACAAGUGUGCUAAACGUUCCGAAACAGGAACAUAUACCAUAACAUUAUCUAACAGUAAAGGAUCAGAUACUGCUUCUUGUUACGUUACAGUCUUUGAUAAACCAGGGCCACCACAAGGUCCAUUAACAGUGUAUGAUAUUACGCCAGAUACUUGCACUCUAUCAUGGAAAACGCCAUUAGAUGAUGGUGGAUCGCCAAUAACAAACUACGUAGUGGAAAAAAUGGAUAAAAAUGGAACAUGGACAAAAGUUAGCAGUUUUGUGAGAAAUAUCCAUUAUGACGUAAUGGGAUUGGAACCAGGUCACAAAUAUAUUUUCCGUGUCCGAGCAGAAAAUCAAUAUGGCGUUUCACCUCCGUUGGAGAUGGAGGACAGCAUCACAGCUAAAUACCAAUUUACAGUACCAGAUCCUCCAGGACAACCUAAAGUUAUUGAUUGGGACUCUGACAAUGUUACAUUGUUGUGGUCUCGUCCAAGUAAUGACGGCGGAUCACGCAUUCAAGGCUACCAAAUAGAAUAUCGCGACAUUGUUAACGAUUCUUCAUGGAACACUUAUGAAUUUUUAGUGAAAGACACUAAGUAUCAACUUUACAAUCUUAAAAAAGGGUGUGAAUAUGAAUUCAGAAUAAGAGCUAAAAACGCAGCUGGAUUUAGCAAGCCAUCAGCACCGUCAAGUAAAUUCAAACUGAAGGGCAAGUUUACAGUUCCAUCUGCACCAGGAACUCCACAGGUAAUUAAAGUUGGCAAAAGCUACGUUGAUCUUAAAUGGGAAAAACCCCACAGCGAUGGAGGUUCCCGAAUUACUGGCUACAUUGUGGAACGCAGAGAUGUAGGAGGAGCUGUGUGGGUAAAAUGUAAUGACUAUAAUAUUUUAGAUACAACGUAUACAGCAAUAAAUCUCAUUGAAAUGGCCGACUAUGAAUUUAGAAUUUUUGCUGUUAAUGCUGCGGGUCGUUCUGAACCCAGUUCAUGUACUAUGCCCAUUAAAGUAUGUGAAGUUCUAGGAGGCGAGAAACCAGAAUGGAUUACCCGACUACAGGAUAGAGUGGCACCGUUUGGAAAAGAUUUUACUUUACAGUGCGUUGCAACUGGUAAACCAGAGCCUACAGCUCGAUGGUUACGAAAUGGCAAGGAGAUUCAAAUGAAUACUGGAAGAUUUAGUUGUGACAGUAAGGACGGGGUAUUCCGAUUACAUAUAUCAAACAUACAAUCUGGCGACGAAGGAGAUUAUACUUGCGAAGCAGUAAAUUCUUUGGGAUUUGUACACACUUCCGGUUAUCUUCGUAUAGGAUCUCCCCCUGUCAUACAUAGAUGCCCUGAAGAGCUGUUCUUACCUGAGGAUGACAAUGCGAAAAUUAAAGUAUUUUAUGGUGGCGAUCAUCCAAUGAAUAUUCAAAUAUAUAAAAAUAAUGAAAAAAUCGUGGAUGAAGAAAAUCACCUCAAAAUAACGGUUUUCGAUGAUUAUGUUACAAUAUUUUUACAAGGCAUCCGUAAAUCUGAUGCUGGUUUAUAUGAGAUUGAAUUUUCCAAUGAUUCUGGCAAAGCAUCGGCACAAUUCACACUUAAUGUCACAGGAUUACCAUCAGCUCCAAUUGGACCAAUGCAAGUAUCUCACAUCAGUAAACAUUCAUGUUUACUUAAUUGGCGCCCCCCAUCUUAUGAUGGUGGACUACGUGUAACUCACUAUGUUGUAGAAAGGAAAGAUACAACUUCGCAACAUUGGAUAACAGUUUCUUCAUACUGUAAAGACACGUCAUUCAAUGUUCAAGGACUAAUUGAAAACCAAGAGUACUUAUUCAGAGUUAUGGCAGUAAAUGGAAAUGGCAUGGGUCCAGCUUUGGAAGGUGUUAAUCCGAUUAAAGCUAAGGCUCCAAUUGACCCUCCAUCUCCACCACAAAAACCCACAGUUACAGAAAUUGGUGAAGAUUUCGUACAUUUGGAAUGGGGUAAACCAGAAUCAGAUGGUGGAGCCCACAUUCAGGGAUAUUGGAUAGACAAGCGUGAGGUUGGAAGCGAUACUUGGCAACGAGUAAAUAUAACAAUUUGUAAUUGUACUCAAAUAUGUUGCCCUAACUUAAUAGAAGGUAGGCAAUAUGAGUUCAGAGUGUUUGCCCAAAACGAAGCGGGCAUAUCUAGAGAAUCCGUGAAUUCAACAGCCAUUAAGAUGAUUGACCCUAAAGCUGCCACGGCCCCUGUUAUUGUGAAACCACUACGAGACGCACAGUGUAUACAAAAUCAUAAUGCUCAAUUCACAUGUACUAUAACAGGUACACCAAAGCCAUCAGUUACCUGGUACAAGGGCGCCCGGGAAAUAACGAAUGGGGCCCGAUAUCGCAUUUAUAAUGAAGGAGAAAAUUACUUCCUUAAUAUAAAUGGAGUAUUUGGCGAAGACGCUGAUGAAUAUAUAUGCCGCGCCGUAAACAAAGCUGGUGCUAAAUCAUCACGUGCCGCCUUAAUAAUAGCAACGUCACCGAAAUUGAAUGUACCACCAAGAUUCCGUGGUACUGCAUAUUUCGAUAAAGGAGAAAAUGUCGUAAUUAAAAUUCCAUUCACUGGUGUUCCUAAGCCACGUAUACAAUGGAUACGAGAUGGAGAUAAAAUUGAAUCUGGAGGACACUAUCACGUAGAAACAAAAGAACGGCAUGCUGUGCUUACAAUCCGUGAUGGUUCACAGUUAGAUUCUGGCACAUAUAGGAUAACAGCAGAAAAUGACCUGGGUUCUGAUACCGCCGAUGUUGUUAUUCAAAUCAGUGACCGACCAGAUCCUCCUAGAUUACCAAUUAUAGAAAAUAUCGGACACGAUUCCUUAGCUCUCAGUUGGAAGUCUCCGGCAUGGGAUGGAGGUAGUGAUAUAACCAACUACGUGGUAGAAAAACGCGAACAUCCAAUGUCGUCGUGGAUUCGUGUUGGAAGUACUCGGUUUACUUCAAUGGCGGUUACAGGACUCACUCCUAGCAAAGAAUACGAAUUCCGCAUUUACGCAGAAAAUGUGUACGGUAGAUCUAAUCCUUCAGAAAUAAGUACACUAAUCAAAACUAAAGACUCCCUUAAUAAAAAACCAAGACAACGUACAUGGGAAAUAGAUGAAAGCGGAAAAAAAAUUCGUGGAAAGCCUGAAGGAAUUGUAAAGGAUUACGACUCUUUCGUAUUUGAUAUAUAUACAAGAUAUGUUCCUCAGCCCGUGGAAAUUUCUCGGGAAAGCGUUUAUGACAAAUAUGAAAUAUUGGAAGAAAUCGGCACAGGCGCCUUUGGUGUGGUACACAGGUGUAGAGAACUUAAAACUGGCAAUGUUUUCGCUGCUAAAUUUAUACCCGUCUCACAUUCAAUUGAAAAAGACAUGAUUCGACGAGAAAUUGAUAUAAUGAAUCAAUUACAUCAUCAGAAGCUUAUAAACUUGCAUGACGCCUUUGAGGAUGACGAUGAAAUGGUCUUAAUUUUGGAAUUCUUAUCUGGCGGUGAAUUAUUUGAACGUAUUACGGCGGAUGAUUAUCAAAUGUCUGAAGCUGAGGUCAUACACUACAUGCGUCAAAUUUGUGAAGGUAUUAAAUACAUGCAUGAGAAGAAUAUUGUACACCUUGACAUAAAACCAGAAAAUAUUAUGUGUCAGACUCGUAAGAGUAAUACAGUAAAAUUGAUCGACUUUGGUCUCGCAACCCGCCUGGACCCCAAUGAAACAGUAAAGAUAACGACGGGAACUGCAGAAUUCGCUGCUCCUGAAAUUGUAAAUCGUGAACCCGUUGGAUUUUAUACAGACAUGUGGGCCACUGGUGUUUUAACAUACAUUUUAUUAAGCGGUUUAUCACCAUUUGCAGGAGAUAAUGAUAUCAACACUUUGAAAAAUGUUAAAUCAUGCCAAUGGGAUUUCGAUGUAGAUGCGUUUAAAUAUAUAUCAGAGGAAGCGAAGGACUUUAUCAGGAAACUGCUGGUAGCAAACAAGGAAAAACGAAUGACAGCCCACGAAUGUCUUUUACACCCUUGGUUAUCAGGUGAACACGCAGAUCGUAACAAACAAAUUCAACGUUCUCGUUACCUUGCAUUCCGUGAUAAACUUAGAAUGAGAAAUAAAGAUGCCGGCAAUUACUUGGUGCCCUUGGGACGAAUUUCAGAAUAUUCAUCUCUGCGUAAACUUCUUAUGGAUAAAUAUAAGAUAUGCGAUACUACAUUUGACCGCAGACAAGCUGCUCCUCGAUUCGUAAUUCGCCCCUCUUCACAAUUUUGUUACGAAGGACAAAGUGUUAAGUUUUAUUGUCGUUGCAUUGCCACUGCAACUCCUACUCUGUCUUGGUCGCAUAACAAUUCCGAAUUGCGACAAAGUGUUAAAUUCAUGAAGCGAUACAUUGGUGAUGAUUAUUACUUUAUUAUUAACCGAGUUAAGUUAGAAGAUCGAGGGGAAUAUAUUAUUCGGGCAGAAAAUCAUUACGGAUCUAGAGAAGAAGUUGUUUUCCUCAAUGUACAGCCCUUACCUAAGGAACAACCAAGAUAUGUUCAUGAAUCUACCCCCGUACGAAGACGCGAACCACUUCCCUAUACAUUCUGGCAGGAAGAGUCCGAAUCAGUGCCAUAUUUCACAUUCCUGUUACGGCCACGUGUUAUGCAAUCACGUGACACUUGCAAAUUACUGUGUUGCUUAAGCGGGAAACCAGUAGCAUCUGUCAAGUGGUACAAGGAUGGACGAGAGCUCAGCAAAUAUGAAUAUUCCAUGACGCAUUCUGACGGCGUUGUUACACUGGAAAUUAUAGACUGCAGACCAUCAGACUCUGGCAAAUACACUUGCAAAGCUACAAAUUGCCACGGUACAGAUGAGACCGAAUGUGUCGUUAUUGUUGAAGGCAUUUAACC